Molecule: messenger RNA, 1620 nt
Organism: Salvia splendens (bonfire salvia)
Lineage: Eukaryota; Viridiplantae; Streptophyta; Magnoliopsida; Lamiales; Lamiaceae
Product: chitin-inducible gibberellin-responsive protein 1
Exons: 2
Coding region: 133-1458 (441 amino acids)
Source: RefSeq, a predicted model, not a curated record
CUCAAUUCGAUUAGUUUUCAUAUAAUUAUACUAUUAAUCUACAUCCUAAAACUUUACCCAUUUUUUGUAAUUCUCUUUGAUUGAUUCAAUUCUCUGUUCACAAACCAGAAUUCACACGAAUAAAGCAUUGAUAUGGAAUCAGAGUGCUAUGGUUCUUCCUCAAUCCCUCCCGGAUUCGAUUCGCCUCGUUGCCAUUUCUACGGUCACUAUCAUGAUAGUGUUGAUGGAGAAAUCAAUCAGCACCACAUACGGCGCGCUCUGCAGGAGCUGGAGCGUGCUCUAAUGGCGGUCGAUGAUGACAACGCGGAAGACAUCACAUCCCAUUUCCUGCCUCAGAGCUCGAGCAACGACCUCAAACAGCUGCUGAUCGCAUGCGCCCAAGCCCUCUCCGAGAACAAGGUGGACCAAUUCGAGAAGCUCGUGGACCGUGCUAGUCGUGGCGUGUCUAUAACCGGGCCGCCAAUAGAGCGCCUCGGGGCCUACAUGCUUCAAGGCCUUCUCGCUAGAAAGGGCGCCGGCAUUUACAGGGCAUUCAAAUGCCACGAACCCGAUAGCAACGCUUUCCUUGCCUACACGCGCACCAUGUAUCAAGUCUGGCCUUACCUCAAGUUCAGCUACAUGGCUGCAAACGGCGCCAUCGCGGAAGCCUGCAAGAACUCUGAUCGCAUCCACAUCGUCGAUUUCCAGAUAGAACAGGGCACCCAGUGGAUCACUCUGUUGCAAGCGCUCGCACAGCGCCCUACCGGCCCUCCAAGCGUACGCAUCACUGGGGUGGACGAUCCCCUCUCGAGACUCACCCGUGGCGCUGGCUUGGCUGCGGUUGGGGAGACAUUCGUCCAGAUAUCCAAAAAAUUCAACAUCCCGGUCGAGUUCCACCCUGUCCCGGUCCUUGCCUCGGACGUGACAAGGGAGGUGCUCAACGUUAGGCCAGGCGAGGCGUUGGCGGUGAACUUCCCUCUCCAGCUCCACCACACUCCGGACGAGAGUGUGGACGUCUCCAACCCGAGGGACAGGCUUCUCCGGAUGGUGAAGUCGCUGUCCCCGACGGUGGUGACACUUGUCGAGCAGGAAUCGAACACCAACACGGCCGCGUUCCUCCCGAGGUUCGUGGAGACGCUGGACUACUACCUGGCGAUGUUCGAGUCGCUGGACAUCGCCACGGAAAGGGAGAGCAUGGAUCGGAUCAAUGUGGAGCAGCAUUGGUUGGCGAGAGACAUGGUGAAUGUGAUAGCGUGCGAGGGGAAGGAGAGAGUCGAGCGACACGAACUGUUCGGGAAGUGGAGAUCGAGGUUUAGGAUGGCCGGUUUCGAGCAGUGUGAGCUGAGCCCUUAUGUGAAUUGGGUGAUCAGAGGGCUGCUGAGGGGAUACUCGGAGCAUUAUAGUUUGGUAGAGAGAGAUGGAGCAAUGCUGUUGGCGUGGAAGAAUAGGAAUGUGAUCUCUGCUUCUGCUUGGCAUUAGUUUUUUGUUCAUGUCGAGUUGUUUUAGUUUAACUUGUAUGGAAUAGUAAUAAGAUGUUGUUACAUAGCUAUAUAACAAUGCUACUAGGCAAGUAUAGAGCUGAUAACAAUGUCGAGUUGUAAUGAUCUUUUAUAAUCCAACAAAUCAUUUUUUUCCUCUUGA